Mustela lutreola (European mink) is the source of this 5538-nucleotide messenger RNA. It is a transcript of the gene WDCP, whose product is annotated as WD repeat and coiled coil containing. The coding region runs from base 252 to 2369 and encodes 705 amino acids. The record is from RefSeq and is a predicted model, not a curated record. The transcript has 5 exons. Gene Ontology annotation, molecular function: kinase binding. NCBI's taxonomy places the organism in Eukaryota, Metazoa, Chordata, Mammalia, Carnivora, Mustelidae.
AUUCGCUCUGGGCUCCGGAUCCCGCGGCAGCCGGGAGUCUUAUUUUCUGUGGGCAGUAAUACUGAAGGCAGAGAUCACAAGUAGGCAGAGAGGCAGACAGAGAGAGAGAGGAAGGAAAUCAGGCUCCCUGCUGAGCAGAGAGCCCGAUGCGGGGCUCGAUUCCAGGAUGCUGGGAUCAUGACCUGAGCUGAAAGAAGAGGCUUUAACCCACUGAGCCACCCAGGCACCCCAGGCAACCUGUAUCCAAAAGGAUGGAGUUGGGAAAAGGAAGACUUCUCAGGACGGGGCUGAAUGCCUUGUAUCAGGCGAUCCACCCCGUCCACGGCCUUGUCUGGACUGACGGGCAUCAGGUCAUCCUGACUGAUUUACAGCUUCACGGCGGAGAGGCCAGGUUCGGGGACUCCAAGGUCAUUGCACAGUUUGAACACGUAUAUGGAGUGUCCUGGGCACCCCCUGGUGUGGCUGACGUGCCCGCUCUGCUCGCGGUCUGGCACAAGAAUUAUGUCACUGUGGGGCAGCUGUGUCCCAGCACUAUGGAGAAAAGCCAGUGGCUGAUGUCGUGGACCUGUGAGAUUAGAGAAUCACACCCCGUCCUUCCCCAGGGCUGUGUGUGGCAUCCAAAGAGUGCUGUCCUGGCUGUGUUGACGGCACAGGCUGUGUCAGUCUUCCCAAGUGUCCAUGGUGACAUUCCCCCGGUGAAAGCAGACAUCGACACCAGGGGCCUCAUUCACUGUGGCUGUUGGACCCGGGAUGGCCGGAGGCUGGUGGUGGCAGUUGGCAGCAGCCUGUUUUCCUACAUUUGGGACAGCGCUCAGCAGACUCUGUGCAGGUGCUCUUUCUACCCGGUGUUUGAUGUGGACAGCUACGUGCGCUGCAUCAGGGCCACCGCGGGCUCACAGGUCGCUGUAGCCACUGAGCUUCCACUAGAUAAGAUUUGUGGCUUAAAUGCGUCUGAAACCACGGAUGUCCUGCCUGAUGAGGAAGACACUCGUCUGUGUGCUUCACCGGUUCCUGAAGGGGCACCCACCGGGGAUCAGGGGGCCCUUGAUUCCGAGACGAAUUUUGAAACCUCGGGUUCUCCUGUUUCUCAUUCCUUUUCAGAUCCUCUAGAUCUAACUCAUAUACAUUUCAAUACCUCCAAGCUGGAGGGUAGUUCUCUUAUUUGUCUGAGAAAAAAGGACUGCUUGACAGGAACUGGCCUGGAUGCCUCACAUUUGGUCCUUGUGACCUUUGAGAAAGAGGUCACGCAGACCAGAAAAGUCACCAUUCCUGGCAUUCUGGCUCCUGAUCUAAUAGCAUUUAAUCCUAAAGCCCAGGUGGUCGCGGUGGCUUCCAAUACUUACAAUGUCAUUUUUAUCUAUUCUGUCAUUCCCUCGCGUGUGCCAAACACGCGGCAGAUUCAAUUAGAGAGAAGUGAAAAGCCAAAAGGUAUAUGUUUCUUGACAGAUAAGUUACUAUUAAUUUUGGUAGGAAGACAAAAGCCCACUGAUGCGGCAUUUCUUCCUUCUUCAAAGACUGAUCAGUAUAUCCUUCAUUUGAUCGUUAGGGAAGUAACGUUGGAAGAAUUUCCAGUAACAGUGGGUGAAAACCAGAAGGGAGGCUCAACUCUCAGUACUCUGUUAAAUAAAACAGACGGGAAAAAGCGAAUUGAGAGUCUUUCCCCAGAUUUUUGUCCCCCAAACAGAGGGCUCGUAACAGCUCAUGGCAGUGGGCAAAGCGGGCGGCCCGGAAGACCCCUUAUUGAAGAAAUCAGAAGUCCUCCGGCCAGGGUCUGGGACGGCUCCUUUGCCCUUGACACUGUAGCUGCCCAGCCUGUUAACCGCUCACCGCCACGGCCCAGAUCUGGCCCCACACCCCAGCCCGCCCUAACUCCCACACCUCCUGACUGGCCUCCAAGCAAGAACAUACAAAGGGAAAAGGAAAUUUCCCAGCUGUCUAAGGAAAUAGAAAUUUUAUCUAGGACCCUGACGGAAGUGCAGCGACGUCUCUCCGAACUCACAGACCUUCUACAAAAGGAGAGGCCCUCUGCUGCGUAUCCUCUCUCGCAGGAUCUGCCCUAUGUGCACGUGACUUAUCAGAAAUCUUUCUGUGUAGGUCCUGCCGUUGAAAGAAGAGCCAUGCUCCUCUGCAAUGGCAAAUUAAGUCUGAAGACAGUUCAGCAGACUUUCGGCCUCUCUCUAAUCGAAAUGCUCCAUGACUCACACUGGAUCCUUCUCUGUGCAGACAGCGAAGGCUUUAUCCCGUUAACUUUCACGGCCACUCAGGAAGUAACCAUCAGAGACGGCAGCGCAAAGCUCUUCACAGACUCUCAGAGCCUUAAUCCUGCUCCUUCUCUCGAAGUCUUGAGAGAGUCUGACUGUCCAGAGUGAGGACGCCGCUGGCUAACCCACCCAUUUAGGCAGUACGGCCUGAUGCUUCUUUGUGCAGUAUUUGCUGCACAUGAGGCCAUUCAGAGGAGAGCUGUUGUCCACCGUGGACUCUCCUCGGCUGGGAUUCGCACUGUCGCUCAGAGGUGAAGCCCCUGCCGUGGUUGCCUCGGCUGCUUUUCCUCCUUGUCUCCUGUACGCCGACCCCCGGGCUGCAGCUCCCUGCUGUCUAGCAGAGCUCAGUCUUUGUUAGAUGGCUCAAAAAGUGGUUGUUUACGUAUUCGAGACUGUGUGGUUUUGUCUAAGGGCAGGAUUCCCAGAACAAAACAGUAUUCUGGUGCCAUAUGGAUUGUGUUUUUCGGUUUCUUUGAGGUUUUCUGUCCCUUGCCCAAAACCCGUUAAAGCUGUCUUAGAAGCACUUAAAAGGUAUUUUAACGUUGUUUUAGAUUAUUUUCUUGGCUUAGAGAUGAGAGCAAGAGGUCCUGGAGAACAUGGGCUCUGGCAUAUCCUUCUUAACCCAAACCAGCAGCAAUCAGCAGAGCUCAAAAGAAGACAAAAAAAAUUGAUUGACCUCUGUCCCCAGAGCUACCUAGAACAGGAAGUACUUCUGAUGUUGGCUGGACCUUCCAGAGUUUAAGCCUAACUAUCUUGCCUCCUUAAAAGGUUCUGGGAGGGGCACCUCGGUGGCUCAGUGGGUUAAGCCUUUGCCAUCGGCACAGGUCCUGAUCCCAGGGUCCUGGGAUCGAGCCCCGCAUCAGGCUCUCUGUUCAGCAGGAAGCCUGCUUCUUCCUCUCUCUCUCCCUCUUUCUCUGCCUGCCUCUCUGCCUUCUUGUGAUCUCUUUGUCAAAUAAAUAAUAAAAUCUUAAAAAAAACUUCUGGCGAACUAAGGUCCAGAUACUCCUAAAAACUAGCCCUGGGCAAAUUUCAAAUGAAAUUUCAAGUGCUUUGACCCCUCUGGACCCCACUCGAGUGUGUGCUUAUGUUAGUAGUGCGAUGGCAAGCACCCGUGAGGUCUAAGGCAUGAUUUCGUGCUAUUGCCACCCCCGAUUUUCUCCCUGAAAUGCCUUUUUUUUUUUUAAUUCCAGUUUGGGGAUCAUAAAAAUGUCCUAUUUUUCUCCCAGUAGUCAAUUCCCUUACUUCAACUGUCACUUCAAUUUUGAUGUUUUUCUUUACCCACCAUUCAAGUCUUAGAGACCAGCAAAGAGUCUGUGAGAGACAGUCAGAAAACUGGAAAUUUCCGUGAAUCUGGGGUAGGUAAAAAGUACUAGCUUAUAAUUACGGACUCAAGUGCCAACUUAGUAAAUGGAGAGAGCCCUGAUUGCAACUUCACACAGACACACCACUUCUCAAACAGAAUCAUAAAUUCCAGGGACAGAUGCCUGAUAGAUCGAUGAGUGUGUGGCUGGUCAGGGCAGCUCCGCGGAGAAAUUGCCUCGGCCAUAGAGGUUCCAUUAGCACAGACGCAUACCCCACUCCCCACUCUCCUUGAAAAUUAUCUGGAAAGGUUUCAUACCCUUGGGGACUCCUGUCUGUCUGUUCCCGUUUAUGAAGAUGGAGCUGGGAGAGGGUUGAGGCGAGGGCCCAUCUUGCGGUUUAAUUGCAUUAGCGGCUGCUGGGAUAAUGGACGUGGGGCCGCUGGUCUGUAAUCAGGUGCCUGAGAGCCGAGGCUGAGGACAGCCUGAGGCCUGGCUCCUCUUGCAGAGAAAGUGUCUGGGCGGGAUAAAAGCACAUGAUUUUAUGGGGCUUGGGGACCCCAUAGGAAGAUCAGUGCCGGUGCCUCAAGGUACGUACAGGUUAUGACUGCCAUUUCCCUAGUCAGAGUCCUGUGAAUGAGUCCAUAAAAUCACUAAUGCUUGUUGUGGCCGUUUUAAAUGUUCUGAUGGUAUUUUCUCUGCCAGCAUUGCUGGUAAAAAGCAAAGUUCUUGGUUUUAUGUUUGUGGACAUUGUCUCUGUAUUUCUUCUUGUGGACAGUCUGGCACAUAAAUUACGUAUUUUUUUUACAACAAAUCUGAUUCCAUGACAACUAUCCUAUGAAAAAUACCUCCUUGACCUCUGCUGCUAUUAUUAUUAUUAUUAUUUCACCGAGAGAGAGAGAGAGAGAGAUAGUGAGAGAGGGAACACAAGCAGGUGAAGUGGGAGAGGGAGAAGCAGGCGUCCUGCUGAGCAGGGAGCCGGAUGUGCAGCUUGAUCCCAGGACUCUGGGAUUGUGACCUGAGCGGAAGGCAGACGCUUAAUGACCGAGCCACCCAGGCGCCCUGGCCUCUGCUAUUAUUAUAGUCAUUGGAGCAAUAGAAGAUAAUCCAGUAUUUGCUGGCUUCGGAUAUAGGUACAGAAGAGCUAUAAUCUUUUAAUUAUUGUUAAAUGUUCUGUUGAGAAUAUUUUGCAUAGGGAAAAACAUUAUUUACAAAUCCCAUUUGGUGCCCAAAUUUUUCUAAAUUUUGUAUGAGUGUUGUUUGAUAUACACAGUACAUAUAAAGUAUAAGAAGGCUUAAUUUUAAAAAAUUUUAUUUAUUUUUUGACAGAGAGCACAAGCAGGGGGAGUAGUGGAGGGAGAGGGAGAAUCAGGUUCCCUCCUGAGCCAGUAGCUGGAUGGACGCGGGGCUCAAUCCCAGGACCCCAGGGUCUUGAUCUGAGCUGAAGGCAGCUGCUUAACCAACUGAGCCACCCAGGUGGCCCAGGAAAACUUAAUAAUACAAUGAGCCACCUACCGCCUAUUUUUUUUUUAAGAUUUUAUUUAUUCGACAGAGAGAGAGAGAGAGCACAAGUAGGAAGAGCAGCAGGCAGGGGGGUGGGGCAGGCUCUCCACUGAGCAGAAAGCCAGAUGCGGGGCUCAAUCCCAGGACCCUGAGAUCAUGACCUGAGCCAAAGGCAGAGGCUUAACCCACUGAGCCACCCAGGUGCCCCACUUACUGCCUAAUUUAAGAACCAGUUUACUAGAAACCAUUCUGGAUCCUUUUCUAUAGAGAGAACUCUACCCCAGAGGUAACUAAUCUUCUUGAUUGUUGUAGUGAUCAUUCAUUCCUUUCAUUUUUUUACAACAACCACCUACACACAUUGGCCUAAACAACAUAGUGUUUAUGUCCCCUUGUAUUUGAACUUUAUACAAUGGUGUUAUAUUGUAUAUAGUCCUCUGCAGCUUAACUUUUCCCCUCAAUAUCAUUUCUAAGAAUCA